Sphaerulina musiva SO2202 is the source of this 1494-nucleotide messenger RNA. RefSeq names its product PEBP-like protein. Lineage: Eukaryota; Fungi; Ascomycota; Dothideomycetes; Mycosphaerellales; Mycosphaerellaceae. The record is from RefSeq and is a predicted model, not a curated record. The transcript is spliced from 5 exons. Gene Ontology annotation, biological process: regulation of Ras protein signal transduction; regulation of proteolysis. Gene Ontology annotation, molecular function: phospholipid binding; peptidase inhibitor activity. Bases 77 to 763 code for a protein of 228 amino acids.
CUUUCUUCAUCUUCCCGUUCGCUGUGCUGCUUCAAUCAUCACUGUGCAUUCGCUCGCAUUCCCACCAUAGCCCAGCAUGAAGUUGAUCAUUCUGUUGGUGAGCCUUGCGGCAUCUGCGGUCGAGGCGGUCAUCCAGCAGCAACAGCCUCUCGAUUCAGGAACCGACUUCGACCUAAUCAGAAAACUGAAAAUCGCCGAGGUCAUUCCAACAGUCAUGGACGAAUUCAAGCCUAUGCUCACUGUCAAUAUAACUUGGCCAAAGGCAACAGCACUGGUUGGCAACACUGUCAAAGUCAAGAAAGUCCAGCACACUCCACACGUACAAUUAUUUGGCACACUACCCAACUUUUAUCUGACCACGCAGGACGACAAUGAGAUUCCCCAGCUCACCCUUGCUCUCACCGACCCAGAUGCGCGCAGCAGAGACAAUCCCGAUUGGAGUCAGAUGUGCCAUUGGAUCAUCACUAAUGUGCCAUUAGCGACAGCUAGUGAUGAGGCUGCCAAUGAAGGAUGGAAAGAGGUGGAACAAAUAGUAGAGUAUCAGCCACCUAGUCCACCCAAGAAGAGUGGGAAGCAUAGAUAUGUCUUCGCUGCCUUGGUCCCGAAGAAUGGUACGUCCGCGACUUUGAGCCUCAGCAAGCCACAGAAAAGACAGCACUGGGGUUACGGUACUGUGCGAGCAGGUUUGAGAGAGUGGGCAGAAGAGAACGGUCUCGAAGUCGUGGGAGCAAACUUCAUUUACGCUCAGGACGAGAAGCAGUAGGGCGUGUUGGUUUUGUCCACAAAGUACCUAGGUUACAACCCCAUCGAAUGACCGCCAAAUAUCAACUACAUGAACUUCACGACGAAUGUAUUUUGGGUUGCAAGAGAGGAGCAGUAUCGCGCAUGUAGCAGCUGUUUCAGAGUCAGCAACAACAAAUCGAUAGCAGCUCAUUUCCAUCAGCAUUGUGGACGUGGAAAAGCUUAUGAUCUUGAUAGCUGGAGAAUUCAUGUGCCAUUCGCCUGCACUAUAAAUGCAUCCGUGACCGCACCCACGCCCAUGGCUUGAGUGUUUACUCCGAAGUUUCUGCUCGUUUCCGUCUCUGGUCUUUGUACAAUGCUUCGCGCUGCCCAAUCCUCGAAGCCUUCUAGUCGCUCGAUUGCUGCUUGCCCGUUCUGCUCAGACGUAGAGUCUUGUCAACAACAAGUUUUCUUCCCAAGCUGUAAGCUGCGGCGAGGAGGGCAGCAGCCAGGACAACGCCGAUAGGGAUCAGCUCGACUGGAAUCUUCUUCAGUGUGCGAAGUCGCUGUGAGAUUGUGUGCGCGGACUGUUCCUCCUUCGGAGCUGCCAUUCGCUUCGGAGUUGUCCUGAAGCCACGGACUAAUUGCUGCUGCGUUCGAAGCAAUGGGGUGGCGCGAGUCUGGCGCAACAUGUUCGCCGCGAUGAACCGUGUAGACUGCAUGGUGUGGGGAUCGAGAGAGUGCCGUGGGGUGGAGUGAAGGUGUUCCUUGGAC